Chironomus riparius is the source of this 1602-nucleotide messenger RNA. NCBI's taxonomy places the organism in Eukaryota, Metazoa, Arthropoda, Insecta, Diptera, Chironomidae. The record is from the annotation of a GenBank genome assembly.
AUGAGUUCAAUUGCGUGUAGAUGUAGACAUCCAAUUUUUAGUGGUAGUGGAUUAGGUGAUAUAAGAUUGUAUAAAAGUUCACCGCGUCUUCAGUACGGAGCAAAUAUUCGCUUAGUAGAAGGGAGAAAUCUUGGUGGGGCAUUCACUCGUUUCUUUAGAUAUAUUGCACCCAUUGUACAAAAAGCAUUACCGUUUAUUAAAUCAGGUGCAAAAGCAGCUGGAAAAGAAGUUUUACAAGGUGGUCUUGAAAUAUUAGAAAAUAUUAACGAUAAACCUUUAAAAGAUUUAAUGAAAGAACAAACAAAGAAACGCGUUCAAAAUUUGAGUGAAAAAGCUGCUCAAACUUUGAAAAAAAAUCUAAGUGAAGAAUUAAUGAUUUUUGAAAAAAAACCUAAUCAAGUGGCGAUAGAUAGUUCGGAAUUUGUGAAGGUUUCUAGUGUCAACUCUAUAGAAAACUCAAAUAUUGUUGAAUUUCGAGAUCUUGGUAGUGCACGAGCCUUCAAAGCACUUAGUCAAACUCUUUUGGUAGCGGAUAUUCAAGUCAUUAAAUCAGAUGGAAAAUUAUACACUUCUGAAGAUAGUAAACAACCAACUUUAGCCAACAACAUUCUAGCGUCUCUGAUUAAAUCAAUAAGUUUAAGUUUAAAUAAUGUUAAUGUUGUAACUAUAAGUGAAACAUAUGCACAACGUGAGUAUAUAGAAGAUGUUUUGAAUUAUAAUGAAGAAACAGUUAAAAAUAAACUAUGGAUGCAAGGAUUAUAUCCUAUUGAAACUGCGGCUGAAAAAAUAAAAGAGAGUACGAAAAAUUCGAAAAUUAUACAAUUAAUUACAACUUUGAAUCUUUGCACAACAUCAAAAUUAUUAAUUCCAAAUGUUGAUAUUUACAUAAAAUUGGAGCUUGCUAAUGCAGCAUUUCCAAUCAUUGAAGAUGAUACAAGUACUUCAAAAAUUGUAAUUAAAAAUAUUUAUCUUAUGAUGAAAUAUGUUUAUUGUAAAACUGGUUAUAAUAUGUUUGUUGAAAGAGAAUUGAGUGAUAAAACAAAGGCUGUUUAUGACUUUAAAAGCUCUCUCAUUCUCAAUUAUACUUUACCAAACAAUACUACUGAAUUCUCAAUUCCUUCUAUUUACACGGGUGCUAAACCAAGUUUUGUUUUAAUUGCUUUUGUAAAAACAUCUUCAUUCUUGGGCGAUAAUAAAGAAGAUCCUCAUAAAUAUCAGAUUUUUGAUAUGAAUAAGUUUAAUUUUAUACUAAAUGGUCAAUUGCAUCCAAAAACACCAUUUGUUUUUAAAAAUGAUGAAACUGAACAGAAAAUUGCGAAAUUGUACAUGAAUUUACAACAUUCUAUUGGAAUGGAUUGUAAUAAUGAAUCAAAUUUGGUUACUCAGAAAAACUUUACAACAAAUAAUUUCUUUAUAUCAUUAGAUUUAUCUAGUUUUAACUUUGCUUUAAGUGAUAUUAAUGAAGCUACAGAAAAUGUAAAUUUAGGAUUUUCUGUUGUUUUUAGCAAACCAACUCCACAUCCAAUUACAGCUUUACUCUAUAUUCUAAGACCAAGAUGUUUUGAAAUAUCACCUGCACGUGUUGUAGAUGUGAUUUAUUGA